Neltuma alba is the source of this 1830-nucleotide messenger RNA. RefSeq names its product sugar transport protein 5-like. The transcript is spliced from 4 exons. NCBI's taxonomy places the organism in Eukaryota, Viridiplantae, Streptophyta, Magnoliopsida, Fabales, Fabaceae. Gene Ontology annotation, cellular component: membrane. Gene Ontology annotation, molecular function: monosaccharide transmembrane transporter activity. Gene Ontology annotation, biological process: monosaccharide transmembrane transport. The record is from RefSeq and is a predicted model, not a curated record. The coding region runs from base 101 to 1618 and encodes 505 amino acids.
ACUGUGGGACAAACAUAAGAGCUGGAAAAGAGUUAUGAAUAGAUCAGUUGGCAGAGGAGGCUGGUAGAAUUAGCGGCGUUAGAAGCGGAGGACAUCCAAAAUGGCGGUCGGGGGCAUGGCCGUCGACGCACCAGCUGGCUUCGAUGGCAAAAUAACGCUCUCCGUCGUCAUUACUUGCAUCGUUGCUGCCUCCAGCGGACUGAUCUUCGGAUAUGACAUCGGAAUUUCAGGAGGAGUGACUAAAAUGCCGCCGUUUCUGGAGAAAUUCUUCCCGAAGAUACUGAGGAAGAUCGCGAGUGCAGACAUAAAUAUAUACUGUGUGUACGACAGUCAGGUGCUAACACUAUUCACGUCUUCGCUCUACCUGGCUGGAUUAGCGUCUUCACUUUUAGCCAGUCGAGUCACGGCUGCCUUUGGGCGGAGGAACACCAUGAUCUUAGGCGGCUUCACCUUCCUUGUUGGCGGCGCCCUUAAUGCAGCUUCUGAAAAUAUUGCCAUGCUCAUCUUGGGUCGCAUCUUCCUGGGUAUUGGGGUUGGCUUCACUAAUCAGGCGACUCCGGUAUACUUAUCGGAGGUGGCUCCGGCGAAGUGGCGGGGGGCAUUUAACGCUGGGUUCCAAUUCUUCUUGAGUCUGGGGGUGGUUGCGGCCGGCUGCAUUAAUUUCGGGACGUCCAAACACACUUGGGGCUGGCGACUUUCCCUCGGGCUGGCCAUAGUGCCAGCAGCCGUCAUGGCCCUCGGCGCCUUCCUCAUAUCAGACUCUCCCAGCAGCUUAGUUGAACGAAACAAGAUCGACCAAGCCAGAAAAGCCCUGCUCAGAGUGAGAGGCUCCGACACAGAUGUGGAACCAGAGUUGCAGGAACUCGUCAAAUGGUCCGAAGCUUCAAAAGCGAACAAGCAAGAGCCCUUUGUAACCAUUUUUCGGAGGCAGUAUCGGCCUCACUUAGUGAUGGCCAUUGCCAUCCCCUUUUUCCAGCAGCUCACCGGCAUCAACAUCGUCGCUUUCUAUUCGCCUAACCUCUUCCAGUCUGUGGGUUUUGGAAACGACGCCUCUUUACUUUCUGCCAUCAUACUGGGAGUCGUUAACCUUGGCUCUGUCCUCGUCUCCUCCACCAUCGUCGAUCGCUUUGGUCGAAGAGUCCUGUUCAUUGCAGGGGGGAUUCAGAUGUUUGUCUUUCAGAUCGCGGUGGCAAUUGUGCUAGCAAAGACGACUGGUACUCACGGGGCAGAGGAAUUGUCGAAGGGGAGCGCAAUAUUGGUGCUGGUGUUUAUGUGCCUGUACGCUAUUGGUUUUGGUUGGUCCUGGGGGCCGUUGACAUGGCUCAUUCCCAGUGAAAUAUUCCCCAUACAGAUAAGGACGACUGGGCAGAGCACGAGCAUUGCCAUCAACUUCUUGACCAUAUUCAUUUUGUCACAGACCUUCUUGACCAUGCUGUGCCACUUCAAGUUCGGAGUCUUCUUAUUCUACGGGGGCUGGAUCUUUGUAAUGACCAUCUUUAUUAUAUUUUUCUUGCCCGAGACCAAAGGAAUCCCUUUGGAUUCUAUGUAUACAGUAUGGGAGAAGCACUGGUACUGGCGCCGCUUUGUUCCCAUAUCAGAAGUUAAACCAUCAGCAUAAAGGUCGUCAUCAUCUGUUUAUACACAACACGUUAGGUCUUGUGUUUUAAUGUCAUGUUAGGAUUAGAUAUCUCUCUUCCUGUUUUGUGGCCAGGAUAUUUAUUUGUGUAGAAGUUUCUUCCGCAAUAAACGUUGAGAUUGAUAUGCUAAAGAAUAUAGUUAUCUGUUUGGCAGCCGGAAUCAAUUAGAAGUUGGUUUGUUGCCCCGAGAAAA